Messenger RNA from Arachis ipaensis, 873 nucleotides. RefSeq lists its product as uncharacterized. The record is from RefSeq and is a predicted model, not a curated record. NCBI's taxonomy places the organism in Eukaryota, Viridiplantae, Streptophyta, Magnoliopsida, Fabales, Fabaceae.
AUGGAUGAGCGGAUAAGAGAUAAGAUGGUUACAGGGUUGUCCAUGAAAAUUGGUGAUGGGCGAAGGACUCGAUUCUGGGAGGAUGUAUGGCUACUAUGUGGUUCUCUGAAAGACCGGUUUUCGAGACUUUUCUCUAUUUCAAACCAGUGUGGAUCUGUUAUUGGGGAUUGUGGGUUUUGGGAUGGGAUAGAGUGGAUUUGGAAUUUCCAAUGGAGGCGAGAGCUUUUUCAGUGGGAGUUGGAGCUUCUGAAUCAAUUACAUGAAGCUUUGAGACCGGUGAAAUUAGUAAAUCACAGAGAGGAUAGAGUGAUUUGGAAAUAUGAUAGGCAAAGUGUCUUUUCAACUAACUCAUUUGUGCAGGUGAUGCAGGUUGAAAGGCUUCCAGAGGAGGUGACCAGCUACAACUUCACAAGCACCAUUUGGAAAGGUCUGGUUCCACAAAGAGUGGAGCUGUUUGCUUGGUUUGUUUUAAUAAGCAGGGUGAACACUAAAGAAAGACUGAGCCGAUUUGGAAUUAUCAGACAGGAGGACACUGUGUGCGUGUUAUGUAAUAAUGAGUUGGAACAUGUAUAUCACUUGUUUCUAGGAUGUGAAUUUGCUUGGCAGGUGUGGAGUGCUUGGAUAUCAGGAUUCGACUAUCAAUGGUCUUAUCCGGGUUCGCUGAAAGAGCACUACCUCAGUUGGACAGAAGAACCAAAGAGUAAGGGGAAUCGUGAGCAGCGACUAAGGUGUUUUUGUGCCGUCAUUUGGAAUAUAUGGAUGGAAAGAAAUAGAAGGAUCUUCCACGAUCAAAGCAGAGGUGUUGAAGAAAUUAUCAGCAUGACCAUGACAAGCGUUAAUGAGUGGAGAGGUGAUGUUCCCUCUUGUUGUUGA